AUGCUCAUGAAACAGUGUGCUCAUUGGUCGAGCAUUGUACAAUAUAACAUAAUCUCGUUCGUUCGAUAUCUCGUUCGAUAUCUGGCGUUCGAUAUCUGGCGUUCGAUAUCUGGAUUCUAUUGUCGCCAUGACAGUACCAACUAUAACCUCAAAACAAGUGUGCUAUUGUUGAUUGCUUUCAAGAAUAAAGUUAUGGACAAGGAUAUGGAUUCCUCGAUGGAUUCCAGUCGAGAUCGAGAUAAAAAUAAUAUUAACACUUGUCGUGUUGAUGAACAGGACAAAUUUCGUCAACGUUUUUGGAACAAAAUUCAAGCUGAAUUAGGUGCUUGCGUUCCUGAAUAUCUAAAAAAUAUUUUAAAAUAUAAUAACUUCGAUAAUCCAUUGUCUUUUCGUGAUAUAACGGAAGAAAUUAUUGACGAUCUGGAGAAUUUUGCAAAAACUUUAUUAAUAGAACUAAUUGAGGAUGACGUGAACGUAGAUAUGAAAUCUUAUUUUGGAAUUUUUCAUAAAAAACCAAACAAUUUUCGUUUCGUAAUUGGAGAUAAAAUGUUAAUUAGAAGAAUGGUUGAUUUUAUUAAGUCUACGUCUUUAAGUUACUGGAACACUAAAUCUCAUGAAGAAGUAAAUUCUUUGGUAAAUAGUAAUUCACAGUCUUCGCAUUCAAUUUCGGAAUAAUUGUAAAAAUGAAGAGUUGAUAAUUAGCAAACGUAUUACACAAGGAGAAAAGAAAUUUUCUGACAAAAUGGAUCCAUCAAUCGUGGCAUCACUGCGUAAUGUAAUAAUUAAUGUUACGUUUCACGAAAACCAAUUUAAAGCAGAAAUAUUGUGUCCUUUAUGUGAUCAUAUUUCGCAUUUAACAAAAUGUAUUGAUGGAAAAAGGAAACCGACAUGGAUAGUUUCAAACUUUUAUAAACAUUUUAAGCUACACGCGAAAGAAUGAUCCGCGAAAGAAGGACCACGUGAGAGCGCUAGUAAAAAUUUAAGAACAGAUUUUGAGCCUUAUAAUGAGAGUACGGAAAACAAUCCUUCGGACACUUCACAAAGUUUAUUUCAUACUGAUGAGCAUAAAGAUAAUUCAAGGUCAUUAACAGCCUUGGGACAUGCUGUAUCGAUUAUCGCUAAUUUAAAUUCUUCUCUAGAAACUGAGCAAGAAACUGAGCAAUUUACUUCUUAUCAGGGGGAAUAAGAAGUCAAGAUAGUUGUCGGGCGAACUGUUUUGACAAAUUUAAUGAAAAUAUUAUUAAUGUCCGAAGGGAAUAUGAAUCUGAAAAAAAUAUAAAUAAUACUACCAACUAUAUUCAAAAUAUUUUAGAGAUUGGAAGUUUAAAAAAGAAAACAUCAACUCUUCUGGGGAUGCUUAUAAAAUCUGAAAAAGAAAGAUUUAAUAAUAAAAUCAAUGGGUAUAGAUAUUCAAAUGCACUAAAAUUGUUCUCAACGUAUUUAUUUAUAGUUGGUGGUCGUAUUGUUUAUGAAACACUAGCAGCAAACUUGCCACUUCCAUCUACAACCACAGUACUGCGGACGAUCCGUACUUCUUCAGCAUCAUUAAUUGAAGAAACUUGUCGCACUAAAGAAUUAAUAGAUUUUUUACAACGUAGAAAUUUAUCUUCAGUUGUAUGGUUAAGUGAAGACGCUACUAGGAUUACCGGUCGUAUACAGUAUGACGUUCACACAAACCAAUUAAUUGGAUUCGUGCUUCCAUUAAAUCAUCACGGCAUGCCUGUUCUACAUUCCUUUAAAGCUACUUCAGCAAAGGAAAUUAGUAGUAUAGCUAGGAGAGAUCUGGGACAGGUUCUGAUCUCGGCUAAGUACCCUCGGUCGGUAAUGCAGAUUUCUACUUUAUCAGUGGUUGGUAGGGGUGUUCUACCUUACCGACCGAGUGUAGUUCCUGCUGCCACCGCUAGAUGGCGCCACUUACAAAUUCCAAACCCCUUGGCGGGAAAUUUAAAAUUUUAAUUUUAAACUUUCAAGUGGCUUAGAAGGGGUUCUCUGUUUUACCAACCGAUUUUUUUAGUUCUGGCUGCCGCCGACAGAUGGCGCCACCAUCGAAUUCAAACCUGCAUGGCGGGAAAUUUAAAAAUUUAAUUUCAAACUUUCAAGUGGCUUAGAGAGGGUUCUCUGUUUUACCGACCGAUUUCUUUUUAGUGCCGGCUACCGCUGAUGGAUGGCGCUACUAGCGAAUUCAAACUUGCUUGGCGGGAAAUUUAAAAAAUUUAUUUGAAAAAUUCAAACCGCUUGGACAGUGAGACGCCAUUUUGUUUUACCGACAGAGUGCGGUUUGAGUGUUGUGCCGAGAGAUGGCGCCACAACUGAAUCGUUUGUAUUUCGCGGGAAAAGAUGGCGUCAUAUUGUAUACACUAAUAAGAUUAUUAAAAUUUUAAUAGAUGGCGCUUGUAAAAGUUGUUGAAAUCUAUUAUAUUAAACAUAACCU
Leptopilina heterotoma is the source of this 2431-nucleotide messenger RNA. RefSeq lists its product as uncharacterized. NCBI's taxonomy places the organism in Eukaryota, Metazoa, Arthropoda, Insecta, Hymenoptera, Figitidae. The coding region runs from base 1 to 675 and encodes 224 amino acids. The transcript has 3 exons. The record is from RefSeq and is a predicted model, not a curated record.